GGCAGUUUGUGCUGAGAGCACGUACUAAGUGGUGCCCAACUGCUGAUCAAUUGGUUAGUGAUUAAAUUUCUGAGGAGAUUCCCUGGCACAAGAAGAGUUUGUGCUUUGGAAGAGAGAUUGAGGAACGUGGCACCAAGAAAAUCAGCACAAUAUACUCCUGAGGAAUAAGGCUUUUGUGAUAUACAAGAAAUAAUGAUUGCGAUAUUUUCGUGUCAUGCUGUGCUUUGCAUACUUGUCGCACCGGUUUGGUCAUCGCCAGUACCAUCAUCAAAAGUGGCUGAUGCCAGUCGGAAAACCUUGAACCCGGUCAGGAAUGCUGCGGUGGCCUCUUUGACUAGAACGCAGGCUCGAGACGAGGGAUGGUCAGAUCAGAAUACCACUGAGAGCAACGGCAUAACAUCUAAUGACGUCCUCCAUGUGGCUAAACCUGGAUCAUCUGUUGCCUCGAACUUCCUCUUGAAUCUCAUGCAGAAUAACAAUGCGGUACAUUUGGCCUUUGAGGGUGAACCACCCAAAGAGAAUUAUGCAAACUUGCCCUAUACCCCAAUCCUCGAUUAUGCUUUCAUCAAACCUGAUAACGAAAGCGCCAAUAGCACCCCCAAUUGGCAAGAUACACUCGCUAAUAUCCAGAAGAACCCAGCCUUUCAGGGUGGAGCCAUAGUCAAACUACCCCCAAUUAAAAUUGUUGGGGCUGGGUCGGAAAGUAAAUUUCCUCUAGUGUUGGAAAUUUUCGCACAACGUAUUCAAUCAAUGUUCUCAACGUACGCUCAUGAGGAUUUGAGCAGACCACCAGUAUGGAAUAGUUCUCAAUAUCAAGCUAAUUUAACUGCACCAACUACUCUUAAAACUACCAUCCUCACAACGAGAAAGCCCAUUCAGACAACCCCUACAAGGACCACAAGAACCACAAGAACCACAAGGAUCACAAGAAGUACAGGAACUACUAGGACCACAAGGAAAAUCACUCGGGCUACAACAAGAAAACCUACCCAGACCACCACCAAAUAUUUACCAUACCCCUUUCCAUGGGUACAAUCAUCAGAAGAUCAAUCGGAUUUACCUAAUGAGAGCACCGAAAUUGUGGACAUAACUUACACAAAACCCAUCCCCGUGGAGAAUGAUACAUACAUUUAUGUGGGGGAGGGAGAUGAUGAAUUCGAUCGAGGUAUCCACAGAAGAAAACCCAGAGGCAUCCCCAACACUUUCCUCUAGAUUUAGGCGAAUAAUUCUUUCGAUAUCAAUCAUCAUGUUGAUCAUGUUCAAAGUUAAAUCCAUUUAAAUGGUCAUCAUUAUUGUAGUGUGACAAUAGAUCCUAAACUAAUUGUUGAUUGUUAAAA
This is a messenger RNA of Phlebotomus papatasi, 1337 nucleotides long. RefSeq lists its product as uncharacterized. Bases 193 to 1212 code for a protein of 339 amino acids. Lineage: Eukaryota; Metazoa; Arthropoda; Insecta; Diptera; Psychodidae. The record is from RefSeq and is a predicted model, not a curated record. The transcript is spliced from 2 exons.